GCGUGGCAAUGCGCGCGAGCAGGGAUGGUGGCGGGCGGUGUCACGUGAACUCUACUCAUGUGACAUGAGAAAGUCAAAUCAGGAACAAAAUGGCUGCUGCCGGAGACGAAGCUACUGCAAUGGAUAGCAUCUCCAGGGCACCAGCGGCUCAUUCAGCGGUUCUAAACCCGACGGCAAGUACAAGCAGUCAGGCUGAAGGCCCGGAGGAUGCAACGAGCAGCCCGGCGCAAGCUCCCAAAAAGCCCCACAACAGUGAUGGUGGUGUGGAGACAGCAGAGGAGGCUGUGGAGCCUGCAGAGCCUGACAUCAAUGAACUGUGCUCUGAUAUGUUUGAAAAGAUGGGCGUCUUCCUGCAGGGAGAACUCACAGCCACAUGCGAGGAUUACCGUCUGUUGGAGAACAUGAACAAGUUAACCAGUCUGAAGUACAUGGAAAUGAAGGAUAUCAGUAUCAAUAUCAGCCGUAACCUGCAGGAUCUCAACAACAAAUAUGCGAGCCUACAGCCUUAUUUGGACCAAAUAAAUCAGAUUGAAGAGCAAGUGUCGACUCUUGAACAAGCUGCUUAUAAACUGGACGCCUACUCUAAAAAACUGGAGGCCAGAUUCAAGAAACUGGAGAAGCGAUGAGGACGACAACAAAGAUGAAGGCUGAAAUUAAUGGUACCUUCUCACCUUUCACCCAGCCCUGCUGUAGUCCCUCCUUUGCCAGUGUAGCCAGGAGCUGCAGGCAGGAUGUUAACUGAGACUGAAACAACAAACUGUCAGAGCCACUUUGACACCUCAAAUGAACUAAGGAGGAAGCAGCUGAGGGCUCACAAAUUAGUACCGCAGCACUUGGCUCAGGCUUUUUUUGUUUUUGGCAGCAGACAUGCAGCGAAGACAUAUGUGAAUACAUGGUGAACAUCAAAGUUGAAUAUAAAUCAGCUAAACCACCUUCAGAGUGUACUAAUCCAAUGAUAAAGAAAUAUAAACUCAGCAGAUUGGCAGGUUCUUGUACCAGUACAGUAUAUAAGUAAGCACUCAAAACGUUUAGCAUAGAAUUAGUGCCCUGAAAUCUACAUCCAGAUGAUGAGUCCUUUUAUUUACAGAUUUGUCUGAGCAGUGUGAACAGCAUCACAUUCUGUUCAACUUCUUAAGAAAUGAUGAUAAUAUUAUUAUUAUUAUUAUUAUUAUUAUUAUUAUAAUAUGCUAUAAUAAUGUGUAUAAUAUUAUUAUCUAUGUCAGUUGAGAUUGGCACAGCACCCCCCACGACCCUCAUGUGGAGGAUAAAGUAGAUGGAUGGAUAUUGUUUAAAAACUACUGUGUGGUAUACAGCUGAAAAUCCCAAUAAGUUACUAUUGAGGCAGACAUUUGAUAUUGGUGGACUAUUGUGUUUUGUGUUUUUGGAGAUACUGACACUGAAACUGGAGAUUUUGUUUUUUAAAAUAAACUAAGAUGUGCAUAAGAUA
Molecule: messenger RNA, 1447 nt
Organism: Solea solea (common sole)
Lineage: Eukaryota; Metazoa; Chordata; Actinopteri; Pleuronectiformes; Soleidae
Gene: bloc1s2
Product: biogenesis of lysosomal organelles complex-1, subunit 2
Exons: 5
Coding region: 90-626 (178 amino acids)
Biological process (GO): endosomal transport; lysosome localization
Cellular component (GO): BORC complex; BLOC-1 complex; gamma-tubulin complex
Molecular function (GO): gamma-tubulin binding
Source: RefSeq, a predicted model, not a curated record